UUGACACUAGUUCGUUUGGCAAAGGGGGUUGAAAGCUAUGAACACAAUUUGUGGCAGGUAAAUAAUAAAUAAAGGAUCACGUGAGUUGAUCGAAAACGGAAUGGGCCUAACGAACAGCCAUCAGCUGAGUGCCGCCGAGCUGCAGGCGCAUCAAGCGGCCACCGGGCUAUCAAUCGAGCAGCUUGAUCAGCUUCACGCUCGCUUUCUGGCGCUGGAUCGUUGCCAGCGUGGAUAUCUAACGCCCACAGAGCUGCUGCGAAUACCGCAGCUGGCACAGAAUCCAUUGCAUCGCCAGAUAAUCGAUGGCUUCUUUGGCCACACAAACACGGGGAUGGGAACGGGGACGAGGUCAGAUUCGGAUUCGGAUACGGAUGCGGAUUCGAUGAGUAGGGAUCGCAUCAAUUUCGGACAAUUUGUGCGAACGUGUGCAACGUUCUUGGUGCCACAAUGCGACCAUCCGCCGCAUCAACGUCUCGAUGGACGUGUUCACAAGCUGCGCCUGCUCUCCCACAUGUUCGACACCCAGCGACGCGGUCGCAUCGAACGUACCGAUUUUCGCAAGGUGAUGACCACCUUGCUGAACGCUUCGCCGCCUCCCUCGGAUGGUGUGGCCAAUGUGCAUCCGCACAGCAGCGAAUCGGAGCUGCAGCUGCUGGAGGAGCUCGCUUUUGGGGAGCGAGAGAGCAGCACUUAUGAGGAGUUCGAGGAGAGGCUGGCAACGGUCGAUGUGGAGUCCAAAUUGGCAGUUAGCAAAUGGCUAGAGGAGGAAGAGAAGGAGAAGGAGAUGGAGAUUGAGAAAGAGGAGGAGGGGAAGCGCACGUGAUUUGAAAUUUAUAAUCCUAAUCAAAAUCAAUAUCGAAGUUGUUUUCUUUAU
Drosophila albomicans is the source of this 874-nucleotide messenger RNA. Its product is annotated as calcineurin B homologous protein 1. NCBI's taxonomy places the organism in Eukaryota, Metazoa, Arthropoda, Insecta, Diptera, Drosophilidae. Bases 101 to 823 code for a protein of 240 amino acids. The record is from RefSeq and is a predicted model, not a curated record. The transcript has a single exon.